Colletotrichum truncatum is the source of this 138-nucleotide messenger RNA. RefSeq lists its product as uncharacterized. The record is from RefSeq and is a predicted model, not a curated record. NCBI's taxonomy places the organism in Eukaryota, Fungi, Ascomycota, Sordariomycetes, Glomerellales, Glomerellaceae.
AUGGGAAAAGGUGCCUAUCGCCGAAUCGGACCACAACUGGACGGAUCCAGAAGCGCCUUUUUGCAGGAGUCAGGGCCGUCUUUCGUCAGGCUGGCGCGCCUCUGCUUGACUAAAACAUUCGGCGUGGAGCAGGCAUGA